Fusarium keratoplasticum is the source of this 1575-nucleotide messenger RNA. RefSeq names its product MFS domain-containing protein. Gene Ontology annotation, cellular component: membrane. Gene Ontology annotation, biological process: carbohydrate transport; transmembrane transport. Bases 1 to 1575 code for a protein of 524 amino acids. Gene Ontology annotation, molecular function: carbohydrate:proton symporter activity. Lineage: Eukaryota; Fungi; Ascomycota; Sordariomycetes; Hypocreales; Nectriaceae. The record is from RefSeq and is a predicted model, not a curated record. The transcript has 3 exons.
AUGGCAGCUGAAGACAUCUCCCCAGAAGGCAAGCCCUCGUUUGCCCUGGAGCCGAAAGCCUCGGGUGCCGAGUUUGCGGACCCCAAGGCCGACGUUGUCAAUGCUGAUCGUCAGGCUGAGCACGACUUGACUCUUCGACAAGUCCUCCGUCACCAUCCAGCACUCAUUGGCUGGUCCUUUUUCUAUGCCAUUGCUGCCAUUGGCUGGGGCUUUGAUGCUCAGAUCAACGGUGCCGCCAUCUCGGUUGAAUCAUUCCGUCGUGACUUUGGAUACGUCCAAGAUGGCGUGGCAAUUCUCCCCGCCGACUGGCAAUCAGCCUUCAACCUCAUCACCAGCGUCGGCGGCUUCUUCAGUGGAUUCCUCUGCUCCUAUCUCUGUGACCGCAUUGGCCGCAAGUGGUCCCUCGCCAUCGGCCUCGUGUUUGCUACUGGCGGCAUCUUUGGAGAGGUCUUUGCCACCUCCAACGCGUCCUUCCUCAUCGCCAAGCUCAUCCUCGGUUGUGGCCUUGGCUUCUACCUCACCAUCGCCCCUCUCGCAACCUCCGAGAUCGCACCCGUGGUUCUUCGAGGUAUCGCGACGGCCGGUGUGAACCUGGGCAUCGCCAUCGGUCAGCUCGUUUCCAACGCCGUCAUCAAGGGUUUCGGUGAGAGGCCUGAUAGCUGGGGAUGGCGCGGACCCUUCUGCACACAGUUCUUCUUCGUCAUCGUCCUUGCUAUAGGCCUUCCAUUUGCACCCGAGACACCGUGGUAUCUGGCUCGAAGGGGCAAGCUCGAUGAGGCAAAGAAGUCUCUGAUCCAGCUGUACGGCCCCAGCAUUGACGUCGAAGCCAAGCUUGCCGCUAUCCAGACCACCAUUGCCGAAGAGGAUGCUGCUCGAGCUGAGGAAGCAUCGUGGUCUCAGUGCUUCAGAGGCACUGAUCUCAUCCGAUCCAUGAUCAGUAUCGGUGUUUUUGUCUGCCAGCAUCUUGUGGGCAUUGUCUUUGUCCUCGGUUACUCGACCUACUUCUUCCAGCUGGCCGGUCUCGCCGAAUCCAGCAGCUUUGACCUGGGUGUCGUGGUUACAGCCUGCGGUGUGGCUGGCAACAUCUGCAGUUGGUUCGUCGUCAACUCGUUUGGUCGUCGCAACAUCUUUGUCAUUGGUAUGGGUUCGCUCACGGCGCUUCUGUUCCUCAUCGGAAUCAUGGAUGUGGUUCCUACCGGCGCUGCCAAGUGGGUGCAGGCCGCAUGCAGUGUCAUCUACGCCUUUGUCUACUUUGCCACAGUCGGAGCCAUGGCCUUUGCUGUCCUAGGAGAAACCUGCUCUCUGGCUCUCAAGGCCAAGGCCAUGGCCCUGGCCACAGCCACCCAAUCCGUCAUGGGUAUUGCCAUGAACGUUUCCAUUCCCUACAUGGUCAACCCAGACGAGGGCAACCUGAAGGGCAAGGUCGGCUUCAUCUUUGGUGGUCUCGGUCUGCUGGGCAUGAUCUGGAGCUGGAUCUUUGUUCCUGAGCUCAAAGGAAGACGAUACGAUGAGAUUGAUAGGCUGUUUGAGCUCAAGGUCAGCCCGAGGAAGAUGGGUACUUAUAAGCUGGAGUAA